GGCUUCUCGUAGCAACUUGGCGCGGCCCUCAUCACUUUCCAUUCAAACCUGUUAUCGCCAGCCAUACUUCCGGGACUCUUACAUUUUUACUCAAGAUCCACGAGGAGGAGUAUCUGCUGGUGUACGCGACUGCUUGUGCCACGUGAGCGACAACACUCUUUACACCAACCACCUCCAUACAUCCUUUCUCUUUUUCGCCCUCUUCUUUUCAUAAACAUCUCCUGUACACGGAUCCCUCCAACACAGGAUUCCACGCGUUACAGUCCCAAAAUCAACAUCGAAACAUACUUCACAGCAGUAGAGCAAGUCCGUACCCGCUGGCCGGUUUUUCCCUUGCUCUGCAUUCCACCACGCCUCAACCAAAUUCAACCGAAACCUGUUGACGUUCUGUCAUCGACACACGUCAUUUUUUCCUCCACACACGUUGUCCCGAUAUCCCCCACUACACAUGCUCAUCUUGUCAAGGCUCUAGCUCCAUCUUUAUCGCGCACCAAUAGGCAGAAUACGGACACGGUGAUAUUACCGGCAACGAGAGCCAGGGGCUCAAUUUCAAUGCGUCACCGUCGACAGCGAUAUACACCGCCUUCAUUGGCGCUCGUCCCGAUACUUGUAAUACUUAUCCUUGCAGUGGUUGCAGAGGUUGGCGAGGCUUUGGAACAUGGAAGAGGAGGAACAGGGGUAGAGAGGAGGGUGCAUAACCAGACUAGGAGAAGGGCAAUGGAGGGGAAGAAGAGACAGUUUAAUCUUAUCAGCGAGCUUGAAUCUUUGGGCUCUAGUGUCCCGAGUAAUCUGUUCGACCUCUUAGCACCAACUACUUCCACAGAGUCGUCGACGAGUCAGCUUGUUUCAUCCGCGGAUAGCACAUCGUCUGUUCAAUCUUCGACACAGCCUGUGGCAACGUCUGUUCUCGAAUCCUCUACGAAUCUCAUCCAAUCUAUCGCAUCUUCAGUUCCUUCCUUCGAAACAUCGUCAAUUACUGGAGCGCUAGCCGCCUCUGCGAUCGAGUCUCAUUCAGCUACCUUGACAUCUUCUUCCCGCGAAUCUUCCUCUGCUUCGCAAUCCAAAGUUGACGUUGAAAGCACAUCUUCAAUCGUAUAUGCCGUCACGUCAGAUCAAGGAACGUCCACAUCAUACAGCUCAGAAGCGGCUUCCUCUUAUUCCCCAAUAGCAAGCUCCAGUUCGACUGCCGCUUCAUCUAUAUCAUCUCUUGAAUACAGUUCUGAGACUUUUACUCCCGCUCCUAGUGUCGCUUCUAUCCUUACAUCUUCGGCCAUUGAGCUAAGUACCAAAUCACCAACGCCAGUCCUUAUAAGCCAGCAAUCUUCAACUUCGCCUUCUCAAACAGUUCUUGCUACUCCUGAGGCUAUUGUCGAGUCCAUAACCAGUAAGUCUCAAUUCAGAUCAAGAUCUUUUCAAGUUUCAAAGUUUUUGCCCGUUUCAAGUUCAAUUUUAUCUUUUUCUCAAAUUUUCUUUCGCUUUUCAAUUCUAUUUGAUGGUUGGAGAUGGCCGUGCGUAUUUGCGCAUGCUGUGACCGUGAAUGGAACUAUGGCAGCGCAAUGGGACCCAGUCCCGACUGUAGUUUGGUCAACAAAAUCAAAAGGUAAAAGAUGGUACAGAGAAAUGAAAAGGCAAGAAUCCGGUCAAACAGGAGAGGGAGAUGUGAACAGCGGAGCGGUAACGGAAACGGACAUUCAGACAGAGGCGGAGGACCUUGGGAACACCGCCGCCAACACUGUCGGGCAAGUAGGGGUGACAGCGGAUCAGGACUGGGGCAUAACGAGUGCUGCAGCUGCAGAGGUGACAAGCGCACUUGUAGAGGUCACCAGUGUCUCUGUAGGGCAACAAAUUACUAGUAUUGCUCCAGAGUCGACCACUGCAGUGAUAAUAGUCACAAGCGCUCAGACGGAUAGUCAACCCAUCACCAUUGCCCAGACAGGUGUACAAGCGUCAUCGCUAGACGAAGACGUUUGGUCAUUUUCAUCGGACGCCGUCGUUACUCUAGCUGCACCAUCCGCCGUCACCGCGGACAGUUCGGCUUUCUCAGCCACCUCUGCUGCGGCACAGGAAGUCGGCAUUUCUAUUGUAGUAACCGCUGUCAGCUCUCAACCAGGUGAAACAAUACUUUCGGACUACGGCGUAGCGACCUCGACCACAAUUGAUGAUAUUGGCGUAAUGUCUCUUUCUCUUGAGGUCGUUAGUUCCUCAAGUUCUGAGCCACUAGUCAGUACACAAUCAGGAGGGGGAAUUUCUGUAGUGAUGGAGACGGCGUCGAUUACGACUUCGGCGGUGGAAACAGAAGGGUGGAUAUUGUCAGAAGCGGCAGGCUGGCCAUCGUCGGAGUCGCUUACAGUGGCAGGGGGGGUGACCUCAGACCUGACGGAGAAUUCUUUGCCAAGCGUUGCCACCUCAUCAGCCGCGAGCUAUACGUCUUUUCAAAGCUUGUCGGAGGACCUUUCUUCCGUAUCCCUCGGAGAAACGAGUGUUGUCCCUACGUCCGCCUCUGUAAACAUUUUCUCCAAUACCAUCUCAAACACGCUGUCCGACAUAAUUUCCUCCACCAGCGAUGCGAGGAACGAUACCGCGUUGCCUCUCAUGUCAUCGUCUAUGAGCGCCGCCAAUCCAGAAGGCACGUUCACUACGCCUCUGUCGACUACGAUACUGCCAACUGGCUCUUCUUCGGUUGAUGGCCCGAGCGAGAGCAGCGACUAUUCGUCUGCUAUGGGCUCGUCAAUCGACUUUAGUGUCUCUUCGACAUCCAAUACAUUAUUCUUGAGCCAGUCGAGAUUUUCAACCUACUCAGGGCUUCCCACUGCUUCCCCUAUCGUCUCAAUGGUUAUGGGGAGUGAUGGGGUGUCGGGAUCCAUGGUGGUUAUCUCACCCAGUAGUGGCUUAUCGCCAACAACUGUGUUGUCUUCCGCUGGCGAUCUACCAAGUUCAGCUACUUUACCACUUACUGUUUCAGCGAUGACAACGAAAGAUGGUGUAUCUUUGUCGGCGACAGUAACGGUUAUUGAAAGCUCAUCGGCAUCCUUUUUGGAGGCUUUCACUGUGAGCGACGGGUUGUCGGAGUCGUCAGGUUUGUCCGCGGAAAGUUACAGCUUGUUUCGGUCAUCUGCGACGGAUACUACGAGUAAUGAAGGAUUCAUCUCCUCAGGAAAUGGUUUUGCGACAAAGAGCAACGGAAUCACAGGUUCAAGCUGGGUUGAAGGGGCAAAUUUAACGACAACGUUUGGGGGAAUCCCAGCCUCGGUGUCUUUACCUAUGACAACAGAAACGGGAGACCUUUCUGCAAUGUCUGAAAUAAUCUCAACUUUUUCUUCUGCAUUCGAGGGGUCGACUACAGAUGCCACGGAAGGAGACAUUCUUUCAUCCUUGACGCAAUAUCGUCAAUUUGUUGCUUCUUCAACUUCUUCCCCAACUUCAGUUACUUCGUUUUUGCCUUCUUCACUUUCUAGUGUUUUUUUAUCAAGCUCAAACACAUCCGUGGUACAAAAAACUGACAUGCAAGAUUCUUUCCUAGGUUCCCAAUCCGAAGUUUCAACUGCAGCAACUCAGACAGCGGCUGUCUAUGUCAGUCAGAGUGGAAGUCCCAGCCUCAGUGGGAGUGACGUGCCUCUUACAACUUCUGAAGCUGUUGCUUCUAGCGAAGUUACUCCAUCCAAUUCUGCUCCAAGCGACGGCGCCACCACAUCCCUUGCUGCCUCCGCAUUCGGCACUGUCGAACCAUCUUCCGUCACUUCCAGUCUUGGUGAAGCUGUUCCCUCUCUUCUAGACAUCUCUACCAGCAUUUCAGAGGCGGCCAUUACUACUGCUGCAUCUUCUUCUGCUCCUUUCAAUCCCUUAUCGACUCCUAUCUUCGAAACCGCUUCAGAGGCGCCUGACGUUGUUCCUUCAUCUACCAGUGUUUCAGAGGUGCCUGACGUUAUUCCUUCAUCUACCAGUGUUUCAGAGGCGGCCAUUACUAGUGCUGCAUCCUCUUCUGCUCCUUUCGAUCCCUUAUCGACUUCUGUCUUCGAACCCGCCUCCGCCACUUCAGAGGCGUCUGACGUUGUUCCUUCAUCUUCUGAAGUCUUUCCGGUUUCCGAUGGCGCUUCAAGUUCCAACGUGUUUUCGACAUCGAGCCCUUUCGAACCUUCUGUAACGGAAUCUAGUUCGUAUGUCGAGCCAAGCGACACUUCUUUCAUGCCUGGGGCGCUUGUAGGUACCACCAGCUCACUUGAGCCUUCGUCUUCCAUUUCGGUUGUGGUAGACGACACCACCUCACAAAUCGUUAGCGAAUCUUUUGCUCGCAUGCCUAUCCCAACAGAAUCUUCUGGGUCUUCGCUACAAACAAUCACUCAAACCACUGUUCCUACUACUGUUAGUGCGGUCGCUUAUGCGGGCCCAAGCUCUUCAGUUAUCGAGUCUAGCAAUAUUUUGUCCGAUGAUCCUGAACCUUCUUUAUCCUCUUCGCAAUCUGCUGUUUACACUGGGAUAGUUUCUCAAACAGUGUCAAGUUCAUUUAGCGGCGAAAAAUCGAUGAAACCAAGCAGUUCGGCUCAGAUGUCGGUUUUAGACAGUGCCUCUGGGUCUGUUAAUCAAGCAGCAACUUCUGCUUCGGAUUACCCCCUCACUGCUGCGGCGCCUGUAUCAGCUUCUUCAAUUACAAUGUCAUCAUCAAAGGCCGAGUCUUCCGAAUCUGAGGCUAAUAUUUCUGGUAUGGUCAACGUCACUGCUAUUACGUCCGCACCUGCAGUUACUGGAUCACAAGUCAUGACAUUUGAUCCUGUUACGUCCUCAUCUUCGCCAUCUUCUUUCGACGAAUGGUCUGAAUCAUCAACCAAUGCUUAUACUGCAACUUCUAGCAUUAAUGAAGGCUACACUCCUACUCAGACUUGGCUUAUCGUCGCUUCUACUGCUUCAUCUUCCUACCAGGCCACUAGCGCGUAUACAUCUCAGGUCGCUUCUCAGUCGGGUUCUGGAUCCAGCAGCACUACCGCUUCGCCAUCGAUUGCAAGCAUACCGAGUAGUAUGCCCACGUUGAUUGUUCCUGGAAACUCGGUAGCCAAUAACGCAAACGCGGGGACGGGAGGUGACGACGAUCCAAUUAAGGGUGAUACAUUGAUUGCGAUCUUACUGGCGGAGGAGCAAUACCCCUGGUGGUUUGUUGUCGCGUCUUCUGAUGCAACCAGCCAGCUGUUCAACACUUUCCCUACCCUCAUUAGCAAUGCCUUGGAGGUUGACUCUUCCGAAAUAUCCACGUAUGGUCUUCAGGUGUACCAACCCGCGUCUUGGGACGGCGAUGAGACUUCCCUCUUGACCCAGUACAUGGCCUACAUCCCGAGCGAAUAUUUUGACACCCUCAAUGCGUACAUUCAAACCGCUUCAUCGCCUCUGUACAACCAGUCCGGCAUUGAGGGUCAGCUUGCCGCCCAGAUCAACACCGCUUUCCCCCUGGCUGCUGCAUCUGACACUGCACCAUCAUCUUCGUCAACCUCUGAUGGCUCAUCAUCGAGCAAGAAGAAGCGCAACAUCAUAAUCGGCGUUUGUGUUGGAGUAGGCGGCGCCCUUUGGAUAGCCUUAGUCUGGUGGGUAUACAAACGCACCAAACGAUCCAAUGACAAGGCUGUCCACAAGCGGCUGUCGGAGCACAUGUCAAUGUUCCCGGACCAUCGUUUCAUGUCUCAAGUUUACCAAGGUGGCGUCACUACGAACAAUGGAUGGGUCAACGACCGUCGUGUGUCGCGCGCGCCAUCCAUCGCUGCUAGUGAAAUUGAUGAUCGCCCUUCAUCCUUUUAUGCUUCUCCUUUUGAGAAUGAUCGUUCUAUGCGCGACCAGCGACGUGGAUACAAUGACGAUGCGAAUCGUGUAUCUCAUGGUUCCAAUUCUGGCUCAUCUACUGAGUCUCCCCUUAGUUACGGCGGCCACUCCGUUUUCGGCGGUAAUUGGUCUCAGAAUCCCAACUCGUACUCUCAGAAUCAUGAUGGUUAUCAAUCGCCCACGAGGUCGAGAAUGUCUCAAAACCCAUUCGAGGACAUGGUGACGAGAUCAUAUCUAGGUACGGCAGGAAUGAAGGCGGCAAUGCCCAAGAGAAGGAGCGCAUUGGGUAAGCCUGUAAAUAAGGCUCUUAUCUCUCAGCCAAAACUACAAGGCAAUUCAUUAGAGUUUAGGGAUUAUGGCUCUCACGCAUAAGACGUGAGACCCGACGAGCCUUUUAUCUUUCUUUCGUCGUUUGCAACUGAUGGGCGCUUGAAGUGCUUGACAGUGUGGAUGAUUUGAUUUAAUGACCCUUCCCCAGCCUUCUAUUACUACCGAUAAAUGGACAUACCCCUUUGAUUCUUUUAUCCUCCGAAGCUUUUUCUCUUCUGUUUUGCGUCCUUUGGCGUAUUCUUACUCGAUAGGAAACCGCCUACGAUGGCUACACAGCGUUUAAUCUUUUUUGACUUCCUUCGUAUACCAAGCUGGCUUCAAUGGCUCGGCAUUUCAGGCUAUUUUGUGUUUGUCUAGUUUGUUUAAUCUUCUUUCUAUCCACGAGCUUAUACUUUAUUACGAUCUCCAUUGGGUUGAUUGAUGCGACUUUUUUUGCUCAUGUGGCGAUAAUAAUAUUUCAGGUGUCAUUUCCAUUGUAAUGCUCAACGAU
This is a messenger RNA of Cryptococcus deneoformans JEC21, 6619 nucleotides long. RefSeq lists its product as hypothetical. Gene Ontology annotation, biological process: osmosensory signaling pathway via Sho1 osmosensor; fungal-type cell wall organization; hyperosmotic response. Gene Ontology annotation, molecular function: osmosensor activity. The record is from RefSeq and is a predicted model, not a curated record. Gene Ontology annotation, cellular component: cell surface; site of polarized growth; plasma membrane. The coding region runs from base 553 to 6171 and encodes 1872 amino acids. NCBI's taxonomy places the organism in Eukaryota, Fungi, Basidiomycota, Tremellomycetes, Tremellales, Cryptococcaceae. The transcript has 6 exons.